CAUAAAGCCCUCUCCGACAGAGUUCAGUUCAGCUCAGCUCAGCUCAGCUCGGUUCAAUUCCAUUCUUCUUCUUCUUCGAUCCUGCAACAGUGACCUUUUUUCUGUUGAUCAACCAUGUCUUCAUCGGAAUCUAAACAAACCCCUUCAUCCUACCAUUUCGAAACCCCUCUUCUCGACGCCCAACACCCCUCCUUGCUCCACUCAAUCUCCGACCAAGGUGGCUACGCCUUCGUCACCAUGGCGGCUCUCGCAGCUGCCGGAGACUCAUGCGCUGCCGAAACCGCCGCCGAUAUGGCCUGGGAACAGCUUCACUCUGGCCCCUCAUCCUCUGUUCUCCCAAUCUGGCGUGAUGCCUACUCCAUGGCUUGCCUCUACAUGGCGAGGCUCCAUUUUUCUGGUGGAGAGUUUAAGGAGGCAUUAAGGGUUUUGGAUAUGGGUCUGAUCAUGGGUGGUUCGCGUUUGAGGAGUGAUUUGGAUUCUGCCAUUGCUAAGGUCUCUGCCGAGGCCAGGAUUGUUAGGGUUUUGGAUGGUCAUGUGGAGAGCUCGUUGGGUUGUGAUGAGUGUAAUGAAGAGGUUGCUUGGAAUUUGCCUGUAAAGUCUCUUACUAAUAAGAUGGUUGUGAAGAUGUCUGGUUUAUCUCUGGAGGGAUUCUUGCGUGAAUAUUUCCAACCUGGUUUCCCUGUUAUUGUUAGUGAUGGUAUGGCGCAUUGGCCUGCUAGGACGAAGUGGAAGAGCUUGGAUUACUUACAUAGGGUUGCUGGUGAUCGUACAAUUCCUGUUGAGGUUGGGAAGAGCUAUUUACGCCCACAAUGGAAACAACAGCUCAUUACAUUUUCCGAAUUUCUUGACAGGAUUCAGUCCAAUGAUCCUUCUCAUGAUAUCACAUACCUUGCUCACCAUCCAUUAUUUGACCAGAUAAAUGAGCUUAGAGAGGACAUUUGUGUUCCUGAUUAUUGUUCUGUCGGUGGUGGGGAGCUAAGGUCUCUUAAUGCUUGGUUUGGCCCAGCUGGGAUAGUAUCGCCUUUACACCAUGAUCCUCAUCACAACAUGUUAGCUCAGGUUUUAGGCAAAAAGUACAUUAGGCUUUACGAUGCUUCGUUGUCCGAGGAACUUUACCCGUACACUGAAACUAUGCUUUGCAAUUCCAGCCAGGUCGAUCUGGACAACAUCGACAAGAAAGAGUUUGGAAAGGUGGUGGACUUGGAGUUUGUGGACUGCAUUCUAGAGGAAGGGGAGAUGCUUUAUAUCCCACCAAAAUGGUGGCACUAUGAUGGCUAUCAAUGACCCAAAACACUAACAAAGUGAGUUUAAAUUCAUUGCCCUCGCUAGAUUAACUCAAAGCUCGGCCUCUCUCCCUCGUUGAUUGAUCGUUUGAUCACUAUUGACUUUGUUUCUUCGUAGUUGUUCAGUCACAUCUCUUUGUUCGUCUAUCAUAUGUCCGAACAUGUGUCUCUGAACUGUCACCAUCUCUGUGGUUAAUCAGUAUCCAAGGAAGUUGUUGUUGCAUCUCAAGCAGAAUCGUUGUAGCUCGCAUUCAAAGCCUCUAAUUAUUGUAGGCUUUGAA
This is a messenger RNA of Cucurbita maxima (winter squash), 1564 nucleotides long. Its product is annotated as lysine-specific demethylase JMJ30-like. NCBI's taxonomy places the organism in Eukaryota, Viridiplantae, Streptophyta, Magnoliopsida, Cucurbitales, Cucurbitaceae. The transcript has 7 exons. Bases 115 to 1284 code for a protein of 389 amino acids. Gene Ontology annotation, molecular function: 2-oxoglutarate-dependent dioxygenase activity. The record is from RefSeq and is a predicted model, not a curated record.